AUGGAAAAUAGCAAUUUACAAAACUUGGCUUCAGUAGAUCACAGAAUUAAAUAUCUACUAGAAGCUCUAAAAAAAGAACCCAAUGGGUUACAAAAACAUGAAGAAAGUGAAUUGUUUUUAUUAUUAUCACAAGUACGAGGAAUUGGAUCCAAAUGGUCAAAUCCUGAUAAGAUCGGUCAAGCAGAACUCUAUGAAGCCAUUAAUAGCGUCUUUAAUUCACUUAAAAAUUAUACAGAACACAGUGGACCUUUCCUUAAGAAAGUGAAUGCAAAAGAAGUCCCUGACUAUUAUCAAAUCAUCACCAAUCCUAUGGAUCUCAGUAUAAUAUCGAAAAGAAUAAAAAAUACACAUUAUAAUUCAAAGAAGGAAUUCUCUGAUGAUCUCUAUCUCAUCUAUUCAAAUUGUCUUUUGUACAAUACAAAUCCUGAUAAUGAGUAUCGAAAACAUGCGAUAGCAAUGAGAGAAAAAACAGAUGCAUUACUACAAUCAGUUCCAGACAUUACAAUCUUAAGUCGUGAGGAGUUCAUUUCACAGUUAAAAAAAGAAACAGAACAAAAAUCCAAAUCUAGAAAUGUGAUCAAUAGUAAUGGUAUUAGUAGCAGUAAUAAUGCUAUGAGCAAAAGUGUUGAGCAUAAUAAUAAAGUCAAUAUUAAUGGUCUUGGUAGUCAUAAAGGUGCUCAGGCUAUUGAACUUUAUGAUGAUAAUUCUGAUUCAGACUCAGGCUGUGAAGUAGACGAAUGGGAUAUAAGGUUAAGACAAGAGUUCAAAGUACCUUUUCUAUCUCCAUUACCUUUAUUAUGGGAUCCUGAAAUCAAUAAUCCAAAUAGGAACAAGCUUUCAGAUCCAGAUUAUGAUCCAACUGAAAAUGCACCAACAAUUGAUGAAUAUCCUGAAGCACAAAUUCCAAAAACUGGAACUGCACCUAUAAUCGAUCAGAAUAUUGAAUUAUUGAAACAAUACCCAAAGGAUUUACCACCAUUAGAAAUGAAUUAUGAAACGAGUUCGGCUGUGAUGAAGUGCUGUGUAGCAAAAUUAUUACAACAUUCUGGUUUUGAAUCAUCAAUGAACACACCACUUCACAUUUUAACAGAAAUUGCUGGUGAUUAUUUAAUGAACAUUGGUAGAACAUUUAGGAAAUAUCUUGAUGACUAUGAUAAAAAAAUGAAACCAGAAGAGAUAGUUGAGCAUGUUCUUUAUGAAAAUGGAAUAGGGUCAUUAAAUGAUAUUGAGUCUUACCUUCGAGAUGAUAUAUGUAGAUAUGGUACAAAGCUAAAGGAUUUAAGAAGAAGAUUGGAUACUGCUUUUAAUGAACAAAUUAUAAAUCCAGAUGGUAGUGGUGGCGGUGCCAACAAUUCAGAAAAGAUCAUCGAUGAAACACUAUUGGAAAAUGAAGAUGUAUUUGUAACUGGUAAUAUUGUUGAAGAGGUGGAUGAAGAUUUCUUUAGAUUUAAGGAACUCGGAUUGGGACCAUUGUCGGUUCCAAUGAAAUUAUUUCAUGGAACUAAUAAAACCAAAUACCCAGUUAAGAAAGUUGAUAAUUCACUAGAAAACAAAUAUUCACCACCGCCACCAUGGAAACCGAUUACAGAUUCAAGUAGUCGAAUUGGGUUAUUACAAGAAUUCUUCCAACUCAAAACUGAACAACACAAUGGACAAUUAAUUGAGGAUGAACAGUUGCCACCAAAACAAAAAUUCCAAAGGCCCAAAGUUCCACCAACUGGUAAGAUACCACCUCAACCACGUCGACAACCACAAAAAUCGGUUGCUGAAUUGGCUGCAGCAUUAGCAGAGAAAAAAAGAAAAAGAGAGAAAGAGUUGGAGUUGUUAGAACAAAAAGAACGACAGAAAAAACUAAAACUUCAAGAGAAAGCAAAGAAGCAAGCAGAAAAGGAGGAACAAAAGAAACAAAAACAAUUGGAAAGGGAACAGGCCAAAAAGGCAGAGUUGGAGAGAAAGGCUGAGCUUGAAGUACAAAAAAGGGAGAAGAGACAAGCUGAACAAAAAAAGAAAAAACUGCGAAUUGAUGAAGUGGUGUGGCAUCAUCAUCGUCAGCCAUCACUACCAAUAAUACUUUCUUAA
Molecule: messenger RNA, 2079 nt
Organism: Entrophospora candida
Lineage: Eukaryota; Fungi; Glomeromycota; Glomeromycetes; Entrophosporales; Entrophosporaceae
Source: the annotation of a GenBank genome assembly